Messenger RNA from Staurois parvus, 474 nucleotides. Lineage: Eukaryota; Metazoa; Chordata; Amphibia; Anura; Ranidae. The record is from the annotation of a GenBank genome assembly.
AUGGGCCCCUGUACCGCCUCCUCAUGCUGCUGCCAGGCCCGUAAUCUGCCAUGGGCCCCCGUACCGACUCCUCAUGCUGCUGCCAGGCCCGUAAUCUGUCAUGGGCCCCUGUACCGCCUCCUCAUGCUGCUGCCAGGUCCAGAGUGUGUCAUGGGUCCCUGUACAGCCUCCCAUUGCUGCUGUCUCCAUCGCCACACUCUGCCAUGUGCCACUUUCAGGUCUCCUCACACUGCUGGUGGGUUCCAUUUUUGUCAUAGGGUGCUGUAUGGCCUCCCAUUGCUGCUGCCUCCACCGCCACACUGUGGCUCCACACUCUGGUUUUGGCCCGUGACUGCCCAAAUGAGUGAAGUGUGCGGUGAUUCUAAGAUCGACGGCACUCAUCUGCAUGUCAUACUGACUGACAGUAUUAUUUCUCUUCCCCAGCAGACUCCAAGGGCAUUUAAAUUAAAGGUACAGUGUUCUGCACUAAUAUAA